Molecule: messenger RNA, 8498 nt
Organism: Spirodela intermedia
Lineage: Eukaryota; Viridiplantae; Streptophyta; Magnoliopsida; Alismatales; Araceae
Source: the annotation of a GenBank genome assembly
AUGAGCAGCAACGGGGAAGGCGGGCGAGGGGGUCCCGGCCAUGCGGGCUCGACGACGAAGAAGAUGCUGCAGAACAUCAAGGAGAUCGUGGGGGGAAACUUCUCGGACGACGAGAUCUACGCUAUGCUCAAGGAGUGCAAUAUGGACCCAAGCGAGGCCGUCCACCGCCUCCUCAACCAAGGUAACUACUCCGGCGUGCGUCUGGGGCAUCCACGGUGGGAAUCGCUACCGGCGACGUAAUGGAGACUCCGUCUUUUUCUUCUCUGUUUUUUAUGCUCGUACGUCCUCUUCGGUUGAUGGGAUGUUCUAAUCCUGAUGAAUACCUGUGAGACAAGACGAUACCCGGAUUGGGGGUGGGGGGGAGGAGAGAGAGAGAGAAUGGUGGAUCCUUUCUCUAUUCUUCCUCUUCAUGUGUGCGCUUGCGUUGGUACUAGAGGAGGGAAAGGAAGCAGCACGCCCCCCAUCCCUCCGAGAAAGUUUCCUUUCGUUCUUCCACUGUGACGACCCGCGUUUUCUGUUGAGGGGAACAAAGAAAGGAGCCUGAGGGUUGCUUUGGGUUUGGUUGGGGGCACUUUCUUUCGAUCCCUGACAAUUAUACCCGGUCUUAAUCCCUGUUUUCCUGAACAUGUUAUGGUAUUGGUUUCUUUUGUUCAUCUCACCGCUUGGUCUUCAGAAUUCCUGUGUAAUUUUGGAUUUGGGUAUUAAAGGGGAAAAUUCAGCCAGCAGUUCCUGUAAUUACGUGGUUGAUUUUGUGCAAAUCUAUUUUAUAUCUUGCUUCUGCCCAUCAUAGUCAUUCGUUCUUUAUUUGCUGCUGCAAUGCAUAUGACCUUUUGGUAUCGCCAUAUGUGUCACAUGCUUCAUUCGGGAUUUAAUCUUUCCUUUCCAGCUUUAAUGAUAUUGCAUUCUGAUAGAAUGGCAUAUAGUUAUAUUUUGCUUAUUUCGGCAGCAAUCACGUUGCAUUCUUGUAUUAUCAUUUAUGCUCAUUUUUGUUUGAUUAUAAUCAUUUGCUUUCGAUUGUGUAGAUUCCUUCCAGGAGGUGAAGAGUAAACGGGAAAAGAAGAAAGAUGUGAGUGAAGGAUAACAUUGCAUUUAUUUUUUUAAUUUCGUCUUCCAAUUUUAGAUUCCGCGCUCAAUUAUUUCUUGGCCUGUUCGUUUAAUUUCCCUGGUAGGCAGAGUAUAAUAUCGAAGGUGGCAUGACGACAUUGCUAUGAAUUUUAAGUUUACAUUUUGUUUAAAUAUUAUUUAUUUAUAUCACAUAGAUUGUCAUAUCAGCAUGCCAUUCGCAAUUUAAAAUGCACACAGUCCUGAACCUUAUGUAAUAAUAUACUCAUUCUUGAAAUCACUUAGAUUGUUCGCAUGAGGCCUUAUGUUUCUGUCUUUUGUUCAGGUAAAGGAAACUGUGGAAUCCAGACCUCGGUUGACAAAUAGUUCACAUCGUGGUUCUAAAGGUGUUGCUGAUCGUGGUGCUCGUGUUGGUUCUACCCACAUUAGCUCCAGUGGUAUGUGCUCGCUUUGGCAAAUUUUCCUGUGUAUCUAGAAGUAAAAUCUCCGGACUACUUUUGCAUCAGUUCUAAUUCCAAAGCUUCUUUUCGCGGCUCCUCCAUGCAGCGAACUACAGCAAACCCAUGGCCAAGAGAGAAACCGGGAUAAAUGCUAUUCCCACAUCCUCAGUGUCCGUACCUGGUGUUGUGGGCCCAAUUGGUACCAAGAGCUCCAUACCAUCAAGGUAGGUGAUUUUGAUAUUUGGAGAGGCUAAUGAUCAAGUUUUCACUUAUGCCCGCCAUUUUGUGUUUUUUCGCACUUUAUCCACAGGACUCCUUGAUACCUUUUCGAUAAUCAUAUUCUCUUCCAUAGUCGCGACUGAUGUAGCAUAAGUUAUUUCUUGUUUACAUUUUGUUAUUUGUGGCCGGCCCUGGUCUCUAUGUCAAGGAAUUGCUGCUCCUAAUAUUAGUAACGAGAACCUUCCUGUUUAUUUGCCCCAAAAGUUAAGACAGUUGGCUUUUUCCAUCUCUAAACUUUUAACUUUUUUCGGAUAUAGUCAUGAAGAUUAUAAAUUUGGUAUUGUCGGUAUCCAACAUCAACACCAACAUGUAUGUCUAAGGUGUACCAGAUCAAACUAGGAGUUGAGCUGUUAGCCUACAGUUUUGUCGAAUUCACAAUUUGAAAUGAUUUCUUUUAUUUCUGAAUUAAAGAAAUCGUAUGUAAUGAGGUUAAUUGAAAAAGCUAUCUACAGGCGAAAUUAGUACUAUAUAGUUUCCAUGUUCAUUUGUUAAUCCCUCCCUCUAUCCAUUCCUAUAAUCCCUUUUCCAUUCCAAUGAUAGAGGUGGUGAGCAAGCGGAGACAAGUAGGACAUGAGGGCCGUUUUUGCGAUUUAUACAUUUGUUUUUCGCGGGCAUUGCUUGUUACACAUUUGAAACCCAGAAGCAAUCUAAAUGAAGUGAAAAUUUUAAUAGCAAUAUCCUACUUUUGUCACGAUAGGUUUCAGCUGUGCGCCUACCCUAUCAGUCCAAAACUAACAUUGGCACCUAUAUAUAAAUUGUCGUGAUGAAUUAUGGUGACCGGAAGUUGGGUAGUAGAAUCGCUUUAUAAAGAAGCUCAUAUGCUUCUGCUAGAGAAAUAACUAGUUGCUUCAUCUAUUUCAUUCAGUGUAGACAGUAUCCCAUCUCUCUUCGUGAUUGGUGUCCUUGGAAGGUAAAAAGAAGAAAUGAAGCUCUGCAUAUAGAAGUGGUUAAAAUUUUAUUCAAUAUCAAUAUCUGUGUUGUAGUUCUUCUGGAGGGAUGCUGAUGCUUUCUUUGGAUGCCACCAGUGAUUCAUUCUGGUUGUAUCAUGUUUCGUUUUUUCUCCUGUAGACAUGUCUAUUAUUAAACUCUUUUCUGGUGGUUUGAAUCAAAGGUUCAUUAUGAUCUUGUUAUUUAGCACUUUUUGUAACCAUAUCCUCUUCUCAUGUUGCAGUGAUUCUGUCCCCUUGGAGGCUGCAGGAUCUUCUACUCUGACUCCUGACAACCUGUCUUCACAAUAUUCAACAGGAGUCCAGAAUGCUUGGACUGGGAUGGCGGGCCAGCGAACAUUGGCUGAUAUUGUGAAGAUGGGUAGACCUCCAGGCAAGGUUGUCAGAGCACCAGUUGCUCCGACUAACUCCGAUUCAUCUCAUGAUGUAAUUCUGCCUACCAGUCAGCACUUUGGUGCUAAGGCACCGAGCUCACUGGUUAAGCCGUCAGAAUCACACCGUGAAAGUUCCAUGCCUGGUGAUUCUAAUAUCCUUUUUGAGCAAGGUGAUUCUGUGGCUCAGCACUUAUCUCAUGAUGAGUGGCUGUUGGUAGAUCAACCAAAGGCAGGAACUGGAUCCUCUCUUUUAGAAACACGUGGGACAUCUGGUGGUUUUGCUGACCCAUCCACAUCAUCGAACUUACCUGUUGAUGGCAUUGAUUUGCAUCAUGGCUCGCAAUUAGAUGAGAUUCGUGUACAAGGAAAUAUCGAGGGUGUUAUUCUAGCAGAAGAUUCUUCUCGACCUAUAACAACAUCUGACCGGCAGCCACAUCUGGAUAAUUCUAGAAGGGAUUCUGGUUUGGAUGGUGGUUCAACUAAGGAUACUAGCUCUUUUCAGUCUGAGAUACACAAUUUUGAGCAUAAUGAAGGUAAGUUUAUGAAGCAUUCUUGCACUUCCUUGGCUCUUUAGUGCCAUUAUAACUCUCUAUUGACUUUGAACAGGUUAAGAUCGAUUACGAGUUUUAUUUAUCUGUGAAAAAUGUUUGUUUACAUCCCGUAUAUAUAUCAAGAUCUUUCCCGGUUUGGACUAAUCAGGGUCUUGGACAGAAUUUUGAGUGCCUAGCCUAUCCAAGGCUUGGGUACUGUUUUGCCACGAGGACUGACCAGAACCAAUCUCCUUGCCCAUUCCUCUUCCAGAACCCCUGGCUCAGCCUAACAAGUCUGUAACCACACCAAAAAAAUGUUGACCACCCUGGCCCAUUGCGCCUGGUUUCAUAUGGCCUAGCUCAAAGCACAUUUUCGACGGUUUUCAGGGUUUGGUCUCAGAUGGACGCAGGAUAUAAAGGGCCCGGCCCUUUGAUUACCAGAUUUCUUGUAGCACAUUCUUGACUUUUGUUUUCCUUUCUAAAGUUGCAAUUUAUUUUGUUCAGAAACCUCAAGCUAGUACAUUCCGCAAAUGGUUGAUAUAACAAUAUAUAAAUCAAGUAUGCUUAUGUUUGUCUGAUCUUCAUUAGUUACCGUCGUCAUCUCUGUUUUAGUUAUAAAAUCUGACCAUAGACACUGCAAGAAAUGUAAUAUUGAAGAGGUACUAUCAUGUCUGGGGUUUUGUGAAACUUCGCUCAAACAAUUUCAAAAAUAUCUUUCUGUUGUUUCUCUUCAUUAAACUACCACCUUUCCCUAUUGUUACAUUGCUUAAGAAGAGAAUUAAAUGAUCCAAUUAGCAACUUUUUCAACACUGCUGUUGUACAUUUUAUGUGAUAUUUUUGCUUUUUGGAAGAUUAAAUCAGUCAGCAAAAUGUGUACAUCUAUUAGUUUACUAUGGUUUUUAAGUAACUAUGAAUAGUCUCUCUGGUGCAGUAGAUUCAGAAAUCCAAUUUCACGUGAAUUUCUAUUUUUCAAAACUGAUGGCAUUGCUUAGAGCAAUGGUGUCAUUGCUUCGAGCAAUGGUGUUAUUGCUUCAAGCAACACGCGAUAGCUACUAGUUUUGUCAGUGACAUUCUGGAUUUAAACAGAGUUGAAUCAAGUUUUCUCCAGUUUUUAUGAUACUCUAAAAAUCUGUUCCAUGCUGGCUCAGCCCUGCAUUCAUUGGCUUGAGUUAUUUUUGGUGUAAGAAGGAACGAUCAGUGUUGAUCUAUAUAACAUAUUUGAAGUAGAUUCGGUCAAGAUAAUCUAAGUUAGUUCUUUCCAGUUUGUGUGUUGGGAAGCUGGCAAACUGGCAAACUUUGAUACAGAGCAUUGUACUCGAUGAAUACUUCCUACCUUUUCUAUCUACUUACGCUGUCUUGUGAUUUACUUAGAGAAGUAUGCUUCGGAUGAGAGUAAGCUUUUGAUUUUAAUAUCCACAUUGAUUGAUAGAACCUAGAGAAUUCAUAUGAGACUUGAAUGAUGAUUCAGAGUUUAGUAUUACCUUUAUUCUAAUCGUCAGCUUUAUAAGUACUGGGUUCUGAUAUAUAUUUCAUAUUUUUUGUGCACUUUCCAGUUGAUGUUGGCGACGAGGAGGUACCUGCGGCCACAUCUAACCUGCGACGGCUUACUUUGGAAAAGGAGGAUGCAUCUGUCACACAUGCAGAGGAUAACCCUGCAGUUAUAAUUCCAAACCAUCUUCAGGUUACAAACGCUGACUGUUCGUAUUUGAGCUUUGGCACCUUUGGAUCGGGUAUAAACGCUGCCUUUUCUGGACCAUUUGCAUCAAAAGCUCAGAAUAGCAAUCUAGAUGUUCCAUGCGAAACAUCUGAAUCCACUCCAGUUGAUGAUUCUGAUGCUAGGUACCUUUCCUGUAAAAAAAAUCUUAGUUUAUUUUUAUUUUAUUUUAUUUUAUUUUAUUUUAUUUUAUUUUAUUUUAUUUUGUUUUAUUUUAUUUUGUUUUAUUUUCUACUUCAAUGGGUGCAGAAAUUCCGAAUACUUCAGUAAUGAACAUCUGGGAGUUACCUUAAAUGAGAAUGCAGAGAAUAGAUCAAGUCCAAAUGUUGAAAGCUACGAGGCACCUUCAUCCUCACAGCCCGAUGUUGUCAGAUCAGAAAACACUGAUGCCAUGGAUGGGCUUCAAUAUCGACUACAGUCCUCAAUACCUGGUUAUACCUUCUCUAACACGGGGGAACCGACUGCUGCUCCAUCAUAUGCCUCUGUGCAAGGAAAUUCACACAUGCAGAGCCCUGCUCCUUUCUCAAGUGUAAUGGUAAUCCUAUACCCCCCCUUCCCCCCCAAUUCUCGGUUAGAUUUCUCGUACUUGAGCUAAAAUAAAUGACCUUGUCCAGUGUAUGACUAGUGGAAAAUUAGGAGAGGGGGAGGGCACUCGAGGUAGUAAGAGAGGAAGUCUAGAUGCUCUGUCCUCUAAUCUAUCACAGUUGUCUCUAAACGGGUAGGCUGCGAGCCAGCCCUCUUGUGAAUUGGUUCUAGGGGUGGUAUGCUUUCAGUAACAUAGUUCAAGGUGGGAUCUUUGGGAAGAAGCAGGCGUCUUUGGACAGAUCAUUCCAUUGGUCUCUGGAACAGGUAUACUGAAUGCCUUAUUGUGGGUUGGCAUUUGAUGUGGGUGGGCUGUGCUACCGUUGCCUCAGAUGGAUCUCUGGGGCAUUCAGGUGGGUGGGCCAUAGUUUUGACCACCGCAGAUUCAUAUAGUCCUUUAAAGUGAUAGGAGAGAUUAAUUUCUCUUCUUUUGCUGUGAUGACUGUCCUCUGACUCUGGAGGGAAUCUGUCUAGGUUUUAUUUUUCAGUGGAGAAAUUUGAUCUCUUGGGACCUCUUCUCCCCAGAAGAUGGACCCAUUAGUAGUUUAGGGUUUGCCCAUGUUCUUCAGAGUGCGGAUGGGAUCCAUUUGAAUUGUACCAGCUGAUCACUGAUAUCCCCAAAUCGUGGGGCCAGAUGAUGACCCAGAGAUCAGUCCUUGGACCGUUUGUGUUAGUCUGACUAUUUCUAGGCGAGAGUUACUGUUGAAUUGGUUGCUAUUGCUUCACUGUUAGAUUUAUUUGUUUUGUUUUUAUUUUUUUUCGAGAAAAAGUCGUCUGUGAUAUCAUUCAUGAAAUAAAGUUGGUCAUAGUACAUAACAAACGUGCUCUUGGAUAAUUAUUUUCAAUAGAUCCUUUGGCAGAAGUACGCUUCACCAUGGUGCAGCUCUCUCAUUUAUUAAGCUCUCCGCUGCCACUGCGUCAUCCUAGCAGUUAUGCUCUGAAAUACGUUGACUUGCUUAGGGUGAACUAUGAAAUGGGGCCGGACCUCUUCUGACCAGCCCCUAUAUAGCAAAUCGCACUAUGUUCUUCAGUGCUUUGCUGGAUUUUUAGUGUUUUCAUCAUCUUUUGAGCUAUAUAUUUUAAAAGUUUAUGUUACCAUCUAAUUACCGACGUCUGACUUCUAUGUUGACUUCUCCCCCUCUGCCUCUUUCUCCCUUUCUUCAUCUUAUGCAGCAGGCCUACCCCAGUUCCUUACCCGGCAACUUGCUGGCGUCAGUCGUCCCACCGCAAGAAUACGAUCUGCCUCACUCGUCCCUGCUUGCAACACAGUCGAUGCCCACAAAAUACAGCACUGCGAUGUCUUCAAUCAGUGGGCCCACCGUCUCCAUGCCAGAGGUACUCGCUCAAACUCCGACGAGUGCCGCCCUCCCUUUAUCCUGGGAUCGUCCGUUGACCAGAUUGUUAUACCCUUAUCUUUAUUCUUACUUGCCUCGGGUUGACUUGUCGGGAACCUGUGAAAUCAAGUUGUUGGAAUUGGUUUUCUUUCUUUUCUUUUCUACAAAUUUCUUUUGGUAUGAUCCAUAAACGUCACUGAAUCCCCUCCUCUGCUGCUGCCGUCUCUCUGUUGGUUGCAGACUGUGAAGCCAGGCGGCGGCUUUAGUGCAGCUCCGCCGGCCCUGCAGAGCUUAGCCGCCACCAGCAUUCCGGCCGGACCGGCUGUUCCCCAGCACCUGCCGCCAGUUCCCCAGUACUCUCAGCCCACUCUUCCUCUGGGGCACUUCGCCAACAUGAUAAGCUACCCACCGUACCUCCCUCCGAGCUACACCUACAUGCCCUCCGCCGCCGCCGCUGCCUUCCAGCAGGCGCUCGCCGGCAGCACCACCUACCAUCAAUCUCCGGUGGCGGCGCUCCACGCAGCAGGCUUGAAGUACACGCUGCCGCAGUACAAGAACAGCACCGCCGUCGGCAACCUGCCCCUGUCGGCCGCCGUGCCCUCCGGCUUGGCGGGCUUCGGCGGCUCCCCCAGCAUGCCGGGGAACCUCCUGUUGAACCCUUCCGGUGCGUCGGUCGGCUCGGUGGCGGCGUACGACGACAUCUUGAACGCUCAGUACAAGGAGCAGAGCCAAUACGCCCCUCCCCAGCAGGUGAGCUCUCGGGGCGUCUUUUAGCAUUCUCCUUUUCACCGCUCAAUCCCAAGGUGAUUGGGCUUCCAGUUUUGGCUUCUUCUUUAUCUUCUGCAUUCCCUGUUGACUUUUUGGGCUCAAAAGUCAACUGCAGCCUGUAAUUAACCGUUGCUUGCUUGUGGACUUCUUUUCUUAAUGAAGCUCCAGAACGAGAGCUCGAUGUGGCUGCACGGGGGAGGCUCGAGGGCGGCGGUGUCGGGGCUGUCAGGUGGCGCCGCCUACUACAACCUCCACCAGGGUCCGAACCAGCACGGCGGUUUCCGGCAGAGCCAGCAGCCGUCCCCCUACGGCGGCGCCGCCGGGUACCCCAACUUCUACCUUUCCCAAGGGUCCGCCACAGGCCAGCAGGAGCACCUCCAGAGCCCCGGCGACGCGCGGCUGAGCGGCUCCCAGGGGCCGGCGGCGCCGCCCGCCGCGGCCCACCAGAUGUGGCAGCACAACUACUGA